CUUAAACAUCAAUGUAGUUUGAUAGAAUAAAUAUCUGUUGUCAACUCGUCUCUUCGAGUCAAAGAAUCCUAACGAAGGAAUUUCUGUUAUUGUAGAAUGAGUCAAGAAACCGCUCACAAUCAAAGUAACCAAAUGCCAAACAACGAACAAGAGAAUGUUCAUACCAAAGCAUCUAGUUUCUCACCUCCUAUUCAAAAUGAACCAGUGAACCCACAAAAUAUUCCCCAAAAUGAUCAAAAUGUCGGAGGUCAACCUGAUGCUAUGCUACCUACCUUAAUGGUAAACUUCUUGCAACAAAUGACUCAUGCCCCUAUGUUUCAACCACCUCCACCACCACUUCGUUUGAUCACUUUCAAAACCUUGAAAGAUAAUGGUGUUGAGGAGUUCUUGGGAGAUCGAAUUGCCGAACCCCAUAUCACUCUUGAAUGGAUCGAGCAGACCGCUCGUGUACUGCAAAAUUUGAACAUACCUCUUGUUGAUCAUCAAAAAUUUGCAUCUCAAUUGCUCCGCAAGAAAGCCUAUGAAUGGUGGAAACGCACUGACGAAAAUCCAAACACACCCAAACCGUGGACUUGGGAAUUCUUCGAUUGGGCAUUCAAGAAGGAAAAUAUACCAGCUCAAUUCUGUGAAGAGAAGCGUGCUGAAUUUAUCGAAUUAAAGCAAGGAGAUAUGACACUCCCUGAAUACCAACAAAGAUUUGUCCAUCUCGCUCAGUUUGCACCCACACUGGGGAGCACAGCGGUUGACCGCAUUGAGGAGUUUCGCAAAAGACUUCGACCUGAUCUCAGGCCGCACGUAUCUACUAUUCAAACUAUGGAUUUCAUUGAGGCAUACGACCUAAUCUCUAAAGCCGACAAAGAUCUAAGUGAUUACUAUGAAAGUCUGAAGACUGAGAAGCACGAGGAGUCCCUGAAGAACUUCCUCGUCAGAUGGAGAAAAGAAUCAAGGGAAGUUGAAGGAACCGACGAUAAAUCCAGGUUAGCCAUGUUCAUGGUGGCACUGCAAGAUGGUCUCCUUCUUACCGAUCUCACAACUCAUCCCCCGGAUACCUUUGAAGAAGCAAUGGUUCGGGCUGGAAGGUAUGUGACUCUGGAGGAGAGGAAGGAGGAGAAGAAAGAGAAGACUCCCAAGGAAGAAGAGAAGGUGGGCAACAAGAAGGGCAGGUGGCUCAGAAUGGGAAGCGUAGAGAAGGGCAGGUGGCCCAGGCCGAGACCCGGGAGAAACGCCACAUUGGACUUGAGGACGAAGAGGAAGAUUCAGAACCCACGCCACACCGAUAGAAGAGGCACCAUGGGUGUAAUUACAUCAUUGGUAGGAACAUUGGUGGAGAUUCGGCCACAAGUCGGAAAAAGUGGGCUAGUGCGGCGAUGGUCAAUAAGGUGGCGGCCCCUGCCCAACCGGAAGGCAACUAAACAACCUAUCAGAUACGACACCCAGGUGGGGGAGGUGACCGCACAGCUCUUAAGAGCCGAAGAAAGACGACCCAGAGUUGAAGUUGCAGGUGAUGUAGAGGAGGUGGAACUGGAGCCAGGCAUGCCGGGAAGGUUGGUUAGAAUUGGAAAGAGCCUGGGGACUGAACUCAGGUCACGAGUAAUCUCUGUUCUUAGGAGAUUCAGGAAGGUCUUUGCAUGGAGUCCAACUGAUAUGCCGGGAUUUCAGUUCCGCGUGUCCAACAAUGAAGCCAAAUAUGAGGCCCUAAUUAAUGGACUGAAGAUUCUCGGCAAGCUGGGGGUGUCCAGGGUCCAAGGAUACAGUGACUCCCGCUUGGUUGUGGGACAAAUCAGUGGGGAGUUCGAAGCGAAGGGAGAGAGGAUGAAGAGAUACCGAUACUUGUCCUUGGAAAUGUUGGGAAGAUUCGAGUAUAAGCUAGAGCACAUACCCAGAGCGCACAACGCGGAAGCUGAUGUUUUGUCCAAGCUUAGCGCUGAAUCGCCGGAAUAUGUAAGCAAGUUAGCAACUGUGGAGGAGUUGGCAACCCCGAGUCUCAACAGGGAUGAAGUGCUUUGGGUAUCAGUCGACCCCCCGGAGUGGUUAGAUAGGUUGGCUAGAUACAUUGAGGACGGGGUAGCCCCGGAAGAUCCCCAAGAAGCCUGGUUGUUGAGAAUGAGAGCACCCACCUACAAAGUGCAGGAGGGAAUCCUUUAUAAGCGGUCCUACAACGGUGUUUUACUCCGCUGUCUUAGAGCGGUCGAAGCGAGAGCACUUAUGGAAGAGAUACAUGAAGGAGUAUGUGCGGCACAUCAGGGCCCAUACUCUAUCUCCAUAAAGGCGAUAAUCCAGGGAUAUUUCUGGCCAACGAUGAGGAAGGAUUGUGAGGAGUAUGAGCGCAAGUGUCCAACUUAUCAACAGUUUUAGAAUAUACCCGGGAGGCCAGCCACAAAUUACACGCCCAUUAGUUCGGUGAUCCCAACCAGGAGGGAAAUGACAUAUGACCCGGAAGUGAACGAACAAAAUCAAGCCAUCGAGCUGAACUUCUUAGAGGAACGAAGGGAUGAAGCACGAAUCCAGGCAGAGAAUUACCGUCGCCAAUUGAAAUCUUACUUUGAUAGUAAAGUGAAACUGAGGGCAUUCCAGCUGGGGGAUUACGUCCUAAGAAAGCGAGAAAAUAGUCAACCAGCUAAGGGAGGAAAGUUGGCCAAAAAGUAUGAAGGACCUUAUAUCAUCAAGGUCGUGGUUCGCCCAGGUACCUACAAGUUGAUGACUCCAAAGGGAAAAGAAAUAGAUAGGACGUGG
Cuscuta campestris is the source of this 2733-nucleotide messenger RNA. Lineage: Eukaryota; Viridiplantae; Streptophyta; Magnoliopsida; Solanales; Convolvulaceae. The record is from the annotation of a GenBank genome assembly.